This is a messenger RNA of Engraulis encrasicolus (European anchovy), 5505 nucleotides long. RefSeq names its product ribosomal protein S6 kinase b, polypeptide 1a (gene rps6kb1a). Gene Ontology annotation, molecular function: ATP binding; protein serine/threonine kinase activity. The coding region runs from base 394 to 2028 and encodes 544 amino acids. Lineage: Eukaryota; Metazoa; Chordata; Actinopteri; Clupeiformes; Engraulidae. The record is from RefSeq and is a predicted model, not a curated record. The transcript has 15 exons. Gene Ontology annotation, biological process: signal transduction; peptidyl-serine phosphorylation.
UAGGUUAUAUGAUAUGGCACAUUUUAUAAAUGUUCAGUCUCACAUUUCAGGAAAAAGUAUGCUAUAUCUGACUAGCCUAUUUAAUUAUUGGCAUAAUUGUAGGCCAUACCAGGCUACCUCUUUAUAAAGUGAAACACAAUUUUGGAUGUGACCAAUCACAUUAGCCCCAUGUUAUUAAAACGCUGGAGCGGUCCUCCAAAUUCCAAACUUUGAUUUGGAUGAAAAUGCGCAAAUACAGUUGCAGGAAUGAUGCGCUUGCGCAAGACGCGCGCGUGUUGCUUUGUUUUUUCCCUCUCUCAGGAAUUUUGUUUGACUGCUGCUGGUGGCUAGUAUUGAGUCCUGCGCGCAUGGGACUUUGUAGUAGCCGGUUAUGGCGGUAGUGUGUAGAUUUUCAUGAGGCGGGCAGGAACAAGCACCGUACGCCGGGGAGAACAGCUAGAGUCUGAAGCCAUGGCGGGCGUGUUCGAUAUUGAUCUGGACCAGCCGGAGGAAAAUGUCUCUGACGAUGAGCUCGAGGACGGGACUCAACUCAGUGAGAGCAUGGAGCAGUCCAGCAGCUUUGAAUUUGACAUGGAGGAUUGUGAGAAAAUUGAGAUUUCCGAGGACAGCGUCAACCAAGGCACGGAGCAGAUUCGGCCGGAGUGUUUCGAGCUUCUACGAGUGCUAGGGAAAGGGGGCUAUGGAAAGGUUUUUCAAGUCAGAAAAGUGUCCGGGGCUGCAUCUGGAAAGAUCUUUGCCAUGAAGGUCUUAAAGAAGGCGAUGAUUGUGCGUAAUGCCAAGGACACGGCUCACACCAAGGCAGAGAGGAACAUCCUGGAGGAGGUGAAGCACCCCUUUAUAGUGGACCUCAUCUACGCCUUCCAGACCGGCGGCAAGCUGUACCUCAUACUGGAGUACCUCAGCGGUGGAGAGCUGUUCAUGCAGCUGGAAAGAGAAGGCAUCUUCAUGGAGGACACGGCAUGCUUCUACCUGGCGGAGAUCUCCAUGGCGCUGGGUCACCUGCAUCAGAAGGGCAUUAUCUACCGCGACCUCAAGCCAGAGAACAUCAUGCUCAAUGACAAGGGUCAUGUGAAGCUGACCGACUUCGGCCUUUGCAAAGAGUCCAUCCACGAUGGCACAGUCACUCACACGUUCUGCGGGACCAUUGAAUACAUGGCUCCAGAGAUCCUGAUGCGUAGCGGGCAUAACCGGGCAGUGGACUGGUGGAGCCUGGGAGCGCUGAUGUACGACAUGCUGACCGGCGCUCCACCAUUCACUGGUGAGAACCGGAAGAAGACUAUCGACAAGAUCUUGAAAUGCAAACUCAACCUUCCUCCUUACCUCACGCACGAGGCCAGGGACCUUCUGAAAAAGCUGCUAAAAAGAAAUGCAUCGCUGCGGUUGGGUGCCGGGCCAGGCGAUGCUUCAGAAGUACAGGCACACCCCUUCUUCAGGCAAAUCAAUUGGGAUGACCUGCUCGGCCGCAAAGUUGAACCGCCAUUCAAGCCUUUUCUGCAAUCGGCAGAUGACGUGAGUCAGUUCGACUCCAAGUUCACCAGCCAGACGCCAGUGGACAGCCCUGAUGACUCCACUCUCAGCGAAAGUGCCAACCAAGUCUUCCUGGGCUUCACGUAUGUGGCCCCAUCUGUACUUGAGAACGUGAAGGAGAAGUUCUGCUUUGAGCCAAAAGUGCGCUCCCCACGGAAGCUCCUGGACAGCCCACGGACACCAGUGAGCCCUGUGAAGUUCGCUGGGGGUGACUUCUGGCUGCGAGGCGGGCCUCUCCCCGGCGGCCCCUCCGCUUCCUCCACCUCAGCCUCUGCAUCCUCCCUGAACUCCUCAGCCGCCGCCGGCAGCGGCGGCGACCAGCCCAUGGAGGUGUCCGCCGUAGAGCAGAUGGACGUCAGCAACAGCAACACCAACGCAGAGGUCUCCGCCCCCUUACCUAUCCGCCAGCCCCUGGGAAGCGGCAUGGGCGGCCCCUUCCGCAAGCAGCAAGCCUACCCCAUGCUGUCCAAGCGGCCCGAGCACCUCCGCAUGAACCUAUGACCCAGGGGAAGGCAGCGCUCCCGCCCUGACCUUCGCCCUCGCCCUUGCCCUCGCCCUCGCCCUCACUCGCCCCGGAGCUCUGAGCCAGCUGGACGCUCUGGCUAACUCCGUACCCUAACUCCCUACUCUUUGGCCUCCUUAUCCUCUUCUUUUUAUUAUUAAAACUGAAGACACUUUAGAAAAGAAAUGAAAUUACUCCAGUGGCCCCCCCCCCCAAGCCUUUCCCUUUCCGUUUUUUUUUUUUUUUUAAUUUGUCCCGGUAACUGACCAAGGCUGUAAGGGUGGAGUUUCCACAUUGGAAGGUUGUGUCUUUUUUUCUUUUCUUUUUUUUUAAAAAAAAAGUCUUCGCUGCCAUCAUGAAUUGCACGACAGAGGAGGAGAUGUGGCAAGAGAAGAGAACAGAAUGAGAGAAGAACAAAUGAAAGAGAGAAAGUGAAGAGAAGUAUUCCUGUGCGCCACAUGACUUUUUGGGUCUUUUUUGCGCUUUGCACACGCUGGUCAGUGUUUGGCGGGAAACGGCGCUGGAAUAGGCUACUCUUGUUCAGCGUGCGUGUAUAAGAAAAAAAGACAGAAUGAAAGAAAAACCUAGCUUCUGAUUACUGGUGCUUUAAAUAUUCCCUAGAGACUUGGCCCAGGGAAACACACACUGCUGCUGCCUACACAGCAGGAGGCUUUGAUACUGAAGUGUAGAACACACACACACACACACACACACACACACACACACACACACACACACACACACACACACACACACACACACACACACACACACACACACACACACACACACCACUUAAGCUUAGUCAUGAAUCAGUCACAUCAAAGCAAGUGUGGUAAAGGAGUUUUUUAACAAACGUACAAAAAAAAACCUAGAAAACGAAAUGAAAAAGAAAAAAAAGAGGAGGGAAACUGCUAACACCCUUGCCUUAUUUUUUUGGUUCUGUGACCUGGGCUGUCACAUUAGUUUGACUAAAAAGUGAUCAAAAUCCUUUUUUACCCCAUCCCCUCUUUUUUUCUGUAACAUUGCCAUGGACAUUGUUGAGGAAGACGUCAGGAAGCCUCUGCCUCGAUGGAGUUGACUUUUACCUGCGGUUUCAUCAAUUGAUUGCUUUGCGGACAUGCGUAACUACUUGAUGAAUUGGACUCGGAUGAUUUUUGCUUAAUGUAUUUUUGCUUUCAUUUCUUUUUUUUUUCGUUUUUGUAGAAUGUAUGCUGGCUUUAAAAAAAUGCUUUUGAUGGUCAUGAAAUGAAGACUUGAAAAUGCUCCCAAACUCUUUAACAGUGUUGAAAUGUAGUGAAGUGACAGUUUUCUGGGUGACGAAAAAAAAAAGUGUGAGCUUUUCGUUGUAUGUAUGUAUGUAAACAAGAAAAAAAGAAACUGUAACUUCGAGAGAUUAGCGCUGGUUCGAACGAAUGUAAAACGUUCAAUCCAAGAAUCUCAGAUAUGCGCUCACGGACAGAAGACACCUUCAUCACGAUCAUUAUCUAAUAUAUCAAAUGCUGUACUACCCACACAGUUCCUUCACGAGCCCUCAAUGGUUCAAGACCUUUUGAAUUUGUUUCAGCCUACCUCUACUAUAUCUAUAGUUUCCUGGGGGGUAUUCUAACAACAUGGUUAAGUGAUAACACCUGUCGAAAUUAACCUACAGGAAGUGGUAAAGCUGCUGAUAGAUACCUCCACAUGUGUCAUUCAAUUAAGAAAUUGAGGACUCCAGGCUCUUCUAUUAGAUGAUUUACCACUAUCUCAAGGUUAACUUAACCUGGGGUGUUUUUUCUCAACAACAUCAUUGUGAACUAAGUAAGUUAGCAACUUACUAGGUUUCCAAUGACUAAUUGCACUGCAAGCAAGUAAGUUGCUAACUGGUUAGCCACAAUGCUUUUGAGAAACAGAAUCCUGGUUUACUACCUAGUCAGGUUCCUGGCGAUACCCGGAUGCUCCUAGACCUCCUGACCAGCUCCCGCAGUAGACGUAGGGGUCAUGUGUUUGUCCUGCUCUUAAAAAAAAAAAAAAAAAAAUCUGUUGUCAGGUUAGCGUCUUGGCUGACACUGAACUAUAUAUGUUGCGUUAUCAUGCAUCUAUAACAGCUGUCAGAGACUGUACAUGAGGCACUCAUAACUUUAUUGAAACAUGACUCAGUCGUAACUAAGCUUUCAUAAAUGUGGAAGACAGAAUGACAUGUUGAAAAACAAGCAUUUCCAUUUUUUAUUCCAACAUUUUUUUUGUGGUGUCAUGUCUGUCUCGUCGAGUCUUCCACCUGCGUGAAAGGUUUGUUAUGAAUGUUGAGUCAUGUGUCACGAAACAGUCAUCAAUGCUGUAUGUGCAGUUUAUGUCCAAUGUUGUUAAAUGCAUUAUGCGUGUAGUAAAGUGUUACUGGUUUUUUUUUUUUUUUUAUCCAUGUGAAUGAAGGGCAGGUCUUUCACCAUCAGCCCCCAAGCUAUGGUUACUCCAUAGGCUGCUUGUUUUGGUAACACUUUACUUGACGUAGGUGUCAUAUGCAUGAUAUGACAUAAUGUCAUAACAGUUUCAUAAUGCAGUCAUCCGUGUGUCAUAAACAUUAUGCCAAUGUCAUUAACAUUUUAUGACUUUAUCAUUAAGUAACAUUUGGUUAUGGCAAAGACAGCCCUAACAAUGUCACCUUCCAUAAAACAUUUAUGACACUGACACCAUGUUUAUGUCUCGCUCAUGACUGUGUCAUGACAUUGUUUUGACGCUAUUAUGAUACUUAUGUCAUUCGUAUGACGCUGUCGUCAAUUUAAGCGUUACCCUUGUUUUUAAACGGUUGAGCAGAAGUGUCACUGCGAAAGACGUGUCUUAAAAAAUGUCUGUUACUGUACGUGUUGAUGUAAAAACCUAAACUGCUGCUGCUGCUGUAUCUGCGACUGACUGACUGAGUGUGUUUGGGAGAAGCCAUAAGACGAGAUCUUUGUGUUAUCGGGGCGGGAGAAAUUGGCACCUGACUAUUGAUGACGAUUAUGGCUGAAAUUAACACAAAUUAUUUUGUAGGGGUUUGAUUUAGCAAAUCAAGUGUGAAAAGCCUUGUGAUUGGUGAGCACAUCUGUGCACAAACUUGGGAAGGACUGUUAAAAUGAAUAUGUAAUUCUAUAAUUUGACCGAUAAUCUGACAGGUGGGAUAAAAGUGUGCACUCAACUGCAUUGGGUUUAGCUCCUGAUCUAUCUACUGAACAAGUGGUCGUUUUAGUUGCCUUUAAAGGCAAAUCAAGACCUUCACCCCACUCACAGGGUUUAACAUUGUGAUGUACUGUUGUAAAAGACAUGAUCCGUGUAAAUUGUUGUUAUUGUUUCACAUUUUAUGUAAUAUUAUUUUAGUAUUCUCUCUUCAUAUAUUUAAAUUCUCCCGUGAGCUUUUUAUGCUUAUUUUGAGCCUUGCAUUUGUCCUCCUCCUAGUCCCGCCUAGACUGAAAUCAGGCUUGUCUUUUAUACUCAACAUUUUGAUUUAAAGCAACUCAUUUUAA